This is a messenger RNA of Arabidopsis thaliana (thale cress), 1627 nucleotides long. Its product is annotated as Protein phosphatase 2C family protein. The record is from RefSeq and is marked reviewed. The transcript is spliced from 5 exons. Gene Ontology annotation, molecular function: protein serine/threonine phosphatase activity. Lineage: Eukaryota; Viridiplantae; Streptophyta; Magnoliopsida; Brassicales; Brassicaceae. The coding region runs from base 159 to 1028 and encodes 289 amino acids.
GCGAAGCCGCAAAGAAAGCGGCGGUGGAAGCUGAGACAUGCAACAAUGGCGUUCGUGUCAUUCUCUUCUUCUCCUUCUCUCUCUCUUACACUCGCGAUUCAACAUUAAUUUCGUUCUUCUUCAUACACAUAUAUAGAUAGUGUCUUCAUUUUCCAACCAUGACCGGUAGAGAAAUCCUCCACAAGAUGAAGGAAUCCGUCAAGGAGAAAGUUGGGCUUGGUGCAUCUGCUUCAUCUGCAGAUUCAGGGAAAGGUAAGAGCAAGAUGUUGAAGCAGAUCACACAUGGUUUUCAUUUGGUGAAAGGGAAAGCUUUUCACGAGAUGGAAGAUUAUGUGGUUGCCAAAUUCAAGGAAGUUGAUGAUAAUGAGCUUGGUCUGUUUGCUAUCUUCGAUGGCCAUCUUAGCCACGAGAUUCCGGACUACUUGUGCUCCCAUUUGUUUGAGAACAUCUUGAAAGAGCCGAAUUUCUGGCAAGAACCUGAGAAAGCGAUAAAGAAAGCUUACUAUAUAACGGAUACAACGAUUCUAGACAAGGCAGAUGAUUUGGGAAAAGGAGGUUCUACUGCUGUGACUGCGAUAUUGAUCAAUUGCCAGAAGCUGGUGGUUGCUAAUGUUGGUGACUCUCGAGCUGUUAUUUGCCAAAAUGGUGUUGCGAAGCCACUCUCAGUUGAUCAUGAGCCGAACAUGGAGAAGGAUGAAAUCGAGAACAGAGGAGGAUUCGUUUCUAACUUUCCUGGGGAUGUUCCUCGAGUUGAUGGUCAACUGGCUGUGGCAAGGGCAUUUGGUGAUAAGAGUUUAAAGAUGCAUUUGAGUUCAGAACCAUAUGUUACGGUGGAGAUAAUUGAUGAUGAUGCAGAAUUUCUUAUCCUAGCAAGUGAUGGACUAUGGAAGGUCAUGUCAAACCAAGAAGCCGUUGACUCAAUCAAGGGAAUAAAAGAUGCGAAGGCUGCAGCAAAGCACCUUGCAGAGGAGGCUGUUGCAAGGAAAAGCUCAGACGAUAUCUCAGUCGUCGUCGUGAAAUUUCAGUGACAUUAGCUUUCGGUUAGUCUUUUCUUCUUCUUUUGAGCGACUCUAACACUUUACUUGAAUCUGUAUUAUAAGCCUUUUCAAUUAAGACGUUACGCAAAUAAGAAUCAAGUCGAGACUCGAGAGUAAAAAACACAUUACAAUCAUAUAUAAUCAAACCUACAAAAUCAAUAAACAUUAUUAGACGCAAGACUAUGCGAAUACAUUUCCGGAUAGAUAUUCAUUACAGGACAGCAUAGAGGGGACUAGAGGUUUAUAGUUAUAUAUCCGUGUAGGAUUUAAUACCAUGACCAACUUUUCUUGACAUUGUUAGAUGCCAUUAUUUGUCUAAUAAGAGUGUAGAUAGAGCAUAUGUAGAUGACAGAAGAGAGAGAGCGGGAGGGUUUAUCUGAUCUGUGGUCGCUUGAAUGAUGAGUUGGUCAUAGGAAGUUUCCUGUCUACCCUGUUUCUUUCUUGAGUCUGGAUCAGUUGACCGCUAAACCCUCUCCGGCCUGACCCUUCUCCAAAACUGUCACCAGAGAUCUUCCUCCUCCUCUCAUUGUGUCCAGCUAAGCGCCUCCUGCAGCUUCUUUUAGCUUCAUCAAACUCUGGUAGCUCAUGAA